AUGUCUAGUAUGCUGAAAACCAUACCAAUCUCAAUCACCUCUUCGCUUUCUCAUAACCCUAAAAACCACAUAAAUUACUCCAAAUCUCGUAACCGUUUCAUCUUCUUCAAACAACCUCGGACAACAUGUCUUCAAUAUUCCAGAUUAGAUUUUUAUUCUCGCGCCACUGUCACUCGCAGCGUAACCCAAAACCAAAAUGCCAAAAUUUGCAACUUCUGUCAAAUGGGUAAUCUCAGAAACGCUAUGGAAUUGCUCACAACAUCACAAAGACACGAGAUUGGGUUGAGUACUUAUUAUUCCGUUUUGCAGCUUUGUGCUGAGAAGAACUCUUUGGAAGAUGGAAAAAGGGUUCAUUCCAUUAUCAUUUCAAAUGGCGUGGUGAUUGAUGAGGUUUUAGGGGCUAAACUAGUUUUCAUGUAUGUGAAAUGUGGUGAUUUGGUUAAUGCGAGAGGGAUAUUUGAUGAGAUUCUUAAUGAUAACGUUUUUCUUUGGAAUCUUAUGAUGUCUGGAUAUGCAAAGAUUGAUUAUUAUAGAGAAAGUCUGAGUCUUUUUAAGAAAAUGCAGAAGAUGGGAGUUUCAGGGGAUUCUUAUACAUUUACUUGUGUGUUGAAGUGUUUUGCUGAAUUGAGAAAGGUUAAGGAGUGUAAAAGUGUUCAGGGGUAUAUUUUGAAACUUGGUUUUGGUUCUAAUACUGCUGUUGUUAACUCGAUGAUUGCAGCUUAUUUUAAAUUCGGUGAAGUUGAGAGUGCACUUAAUCUGUUUGAUGAAUUGACUGAUAGAGAUGUAGUUUCAUGGAAUUCUUUGAUAAGUGGCUGUGUUGUGAAGGGUUUAUUCGGAAAUGGACUUGAGAUUUUCGUUGAGAUGUUGGUUAUGGGAGUUAAUUGGAAUUUGACCACAUUGGUUAGUGUUCUUGAUGCUUCUACAAAUAUUGGCAACCUUUCGUUUGGUAGAGCUCUUCAUGCUUUUGGAGUAAAAGCUUGUUAUGGUGAGGAAUUUUGGUUUAACAAUGAGUUACUUUACAUGUAUGCGAUUGGUGGUGAUUUGGUUAAUGCGAGACAAAUAUUUGAUGAGAUUCUUAAUGAUAAGGUUUCUCUUUGGAAUUUUAUGAUGUCUGAAUAUGCAAAGAGUGGUUAUUAUAGAGAAAGUCUGAGUCUUUUUAAGAAAAUGCAGAAGAUGGGAGUUUCAGGGGAUUCUAAUACAUUUACUUGUGUGUUGAAGUGUUUUGCUGCAUUGAGAAAGGUUAAGGAGUGUAAAAGGGUUCAUGAGUAUAUUUUGAAACUUGGUUUUGGUUCUAAUACUGCUGUUGUUACCUCGAUGAUUGCAGCUUAUUUUAAAUUCGGUGAAGUUGAGAGUGCACUUAAUCUGUUUGAUGAAUUGACUGAUAGAGAUGUAGUUUCAUGGAAUUCUGUGAUAAGUGAGUGUGCUGUGAAUGGUUUUUCAAAAAAUGUAGUUGAGAUUUUCGUUCAGAUGCUGGUUAUGGGGGUUAAUUGGGAUUUGAACACAUUGGUUAGUGUUCUUGAUGCUUCUGCAAAUAUUGGCAACCUUUCGAUUGGUAGAGCUCUUCAUGCUUUUGGAGUGAAAGCUUGUUUUGGUGAGGAAUUUUGGUUUAACAAUAGGUUACUUUACAUGUAUUCAAAGAUUCGUGAUUAUAGAGGAAGUUUGAGUCUUUUUAAGAAAAUGCAGAUGAUGGGAGUUUUAGGGGAUUCUGAUAUGUUUUGUUGUGCGUUCAAGUGUUUUGCUGAAUUGGGAAAGCUUGAGGAGUGUAAAAGGGUUCAUGGGUAUAUUUUGAAACUUGGUUUUGGAUCUAAUACCGCUGUUGUUAACUCGAUGAUUGUGGCUUAUUUUAAAUUCGGUGAAGUUGAGAGUGCAUGUAAUCUAUUUGAUGAAUUGACUGAUAGAGAUGUUUUUUCAUGGAAUUCUAUGAUAAAUGGCUGUAUUAUGAAUGGUUUAUCCGGAAAUGGACUUGAGAUUUUCAUUGAGAUGUUGGUUAUGGGAAUUAAUUGGGAUUUGACCAUAUUGGUUAGUGUUCUUGAUGCUUCUGCAAAUAUUGGCAACCUUUCGAUUGGUAGAGCUCUUCAUGCUUUUGGAGUAAAAGCUCGUUAUGGUGAGGAAUUUUGGUUUAACUAUAGGUUACUUUCCAUGUAUUCAAAGAUUCGUGAUUAUAGAGGAAGUUUGAGUCUUUUUAAGAAAAUGCAGAUGAUGGGAGUUUCAGGGAAUUCUUAUAUGUUUACUUGUGUGUUCAAGUGUUUUGCUGAAUUGGGAAAGGUUGAGGAGUGUAAAAGGGUUCAUGGGUAUAUUUUGAAACUUGGUUUUGGUUCUAAUACCGCUGUUGUUAACUGGAUGAUUAUGGCUUAUUUUAAAUUCGGUGAAGUUGAGAGUGCAUGUAAUCUAUUUGAUGAAUUGACUGAUAGAGAUGUUUUUUCAUGGAGUUAUAUGAUAAAUGGCUGUAUUAUGAAUGGUAUCUCCAAAAAUGUAGUUGAGAUUUUCGUUCAGAUGCUGGUUAUGGGGGUUAAUUGGGAUUUGAACACAUUGGUUAGUGUUCUUGAUGCUUCUGCAAAUAUUGGCAACCUUUCGAUUGGUAGAGCUCUGCAUGCAUUUGGAGUGAAAGCUUGUUUUGGUGAGGAAUUUUGGUUUAACAAUAGGUUACUUUACAUGUAUUCAAAGAUUCGUGAUUAUAGAGGAAGUUUGAGUCUUUUUAAGAAAAUGCAGAUGAUGGGAGUUUCAGGGGAUUCUUAUAUGUUUACUUGUGUGUUCAAGUGUUUUGCUGAAUUGGGAAAGGUUGAGGAGUGUAAAAUGGUUCAUGGGUAUAUUUUGAAACUUGGUUUUGGUUCUAAUACUGCUGUUGUUAACUCGAUGAUUGUGGCUUAUUUUAAAUUUGGUGAAGUUGAGAGUGCAUGUAAUCUAUUUGAUGAAUUGACUGAUAGAGAUGUUUUUUCAUGGAAUUCUAUGAUAAAUGGCUGUAUUAUGAAUGGUUUAUCUGGAAAUGGAAUUGAGAUUUUCGUUGAGAUGUUGGUUAUGGGAAUUAAUUGGGAUUUGACCACAUUGGUUAGUGUUCUUGAUGCUUCUGCAAAUAUUGGCAACCUUUCGAUUGGUAGAGCUCUUCAUGCUUUUGGAGUAAAAGCUUAUUAUGGUGAGGAAUUUUGGUUUAACAAUAGGUUACUUUUCAUGUAUGGGAAAUGUGGUGAUUUGGUUAAUGCGAGACAAAUAUUUGAUGAGAUUCUUAAUGAUAAGGUUUAUCUUUGGAAUUUUAUGAUGUCUGAAUAUGCAAAGAUUGGUUAUUAUAAAGGAAGUCUGAGUCUUUUUAAGAAAAUGCAGAAGAUGGGAGUUUUAGGGGAAUCGUAUACGUUUACUUGUGUGUUCAAUUGUUUUGCUGAAUUGGGAAAGUUUGAGGAGUGUAGAAGGGUUCAUGGGUAUAUUGUGAAACUUGGUUUUGGUUCUAAUACUGCUGUUGUUAACUCGAUGAUUGCAGCUUAUUUUAGAUUCGGUGAUGUUGAGAGUGCACAAAAUCUGUUUUAUGAAUUGACUGAUAGAGAUGUAAUUUCAUGGACUUCUAUGAUAAAUGGCUGUAUUGUGAAUGAUUUAUCCGGAAAUGGACUUGAGAUUUUCGUUGAGAUGUUGGUUAUGGGAGUUAAUUGGGAUUUGAUCACAUUGGUUAGUGUUCUAGAGGCUUCUGCAAAUAUUGGCAACCUUUCGUUUGGUAGAGCUCUUCAUGCUUUUGGAGUGAAAGCUUGUUUUGAUGAGGAAGUUGUACACAGUUGCAUUAUAAAGAGUGGCAUGGGAUCGAAUUUGCCUGUCGCUAAUGCUCUCAUGAACAUGUAUGCAAAAUGUGGAAGUGUGGAAGAAGCUCGGUUAGUUUUCUCUCAUACUCUAGCUAAGGACAUUGUUUCGUGGAAUACAAUGAUUGGAUGUUAUUCGCAAAAUUCACUUCCCAAUGAAGCUCUAGAACUCUUUUCGGACAUGCAAAAGCAGUUAAAACCAGACGACAUUACAAUGGCUUGUGUCCUUCCAGCUUGCGCAGGCUUAGCAGCUCUAGACAAAGGAAGAGAGAUACAUGGGCACAUAUUAAGAAGAGGGUACUUUUCAGAUUUGCGUGCAGCUUGUGCACUUGUUGAUAUGUAUGCCAAAUGUGGGUUACUUGUUCUAGCACGGUUACUUUUUGAUAUGAUUCCUCAAAAGGAUCUGAUUUCAUGGACUGUUAUGAUAGCUGGAUACAGCAUGCACGGAUUUGGGAAUGAGGCGAUUUCCACAUUCAACAAGAUGAGGAUUGCAGGUAUCGAGCCUGACGAGUCCUCCUUUGCCGCCAUACUUAAUGCUUGCAGUCAUUCUGAAUUACUGCACGAGGGUUGGAGAUUCUUUAACUUUAUGAGAAAUGAAUGCGGUAUCGAACCAAAGUUAGAGCACUAUGCCUGCAUGGUGGAUCUCCUUUCCCGCGCAGGAAAUCUAUCAAAGGCGUACAAGUUCAUUGAGUCCAUGCCAAUUGAACCAGAUGCUACAAUUUGGGGUGCAUUGCUUUCCGGAUGCAGGAUCCAUCAUGAUGUGAAGCUAGCAGAAAAAGUAGCCGAACAUCUUUUUGAGCUAGAGCCAGACAACACAAUGUAUUAUGUUGUUCUAGCGAAUGUCUAUGCAGAGGCAGAAAAGUGGGAAGAAGUGAAAAGGUUGCAAGAAAAGUUGCGUAAUAGAAGAUUCAAACAGGAUCCAGGUUGUAGUUGGAUAGAGGUCGGAGGAAAGUUGAAUAUCUUUGAUGCCGGGAACACUAAACACCCUCAGGCAAAAAGGAUAGACGCGUUGCUGAGAAAAUUGAGUUUGCAAAUGAAAAAUGGAGAUUACUCUAUUAAGUUGAUUAAUGAAGAUGACAUGGAGAAGGAAGUGAUUCAGUGUGGACACAGUGAAAAGUUAGCAAUGGCUUUUGGUAUAUUAAAUUUGCCGUCUGGGAGAACUGUUAGGGUCACGAAGAAUCGAAGAGUAUGCAGAGAUUGUCAUGAGAUGGGGAAAUUCAUGUCCAAGACAACCAAGAGGGAAAUUUUAUUGAGAGAUUCAAACCGGUUUCACCAUUUCAAGGAUGGUUUAUGUUCUUGCCGAGGUUUCUGGUAA
Molecule: messenger RNA, 5091 nt
Organism: Lathyrus sativus (Indian pea)
Lineage: Eukaryota; Viridiplantae; Streptophyta; Magnoliopsida; Fabales; Fabaceae
Source: the annotation of a GenBank genome assembly